Molecule: messenger RNA, 1380 nt
Organism: Malania oleifera
Lineage: Eukaryota; Viridiplantae; Streptophyta; Magnoliopsida; Santalales; Ximeniaceae
Product: chloroplast processing peptidase
Exons: 5
Coding region: 219-1172 (317 amino acids)
Biological process (GO): thylakoid membrane organization
Cellular component (GO): chloroplast thylakoid membrane
Molecular function (GO): serine-type endopeptidase activity
Source: RefSeq, a predicted model, not a curated record
GUUUUAGUUUGUUGAGGAAGAAACCAUGUCAAAACGAGGUGCAAGUGUACCACGUGGCAUUUUUUCAGGUGGACUAUGGGUCCCAUGUCACUGAAUGACUCGUUCGUUCAAUCAGACGGCAGACCUUGAUUUGGGGUUUAUCCCACACGUAUCCUAAUUUAACUGCAUAGCUUUCAAUUUUCAUUUUUCAUCCGAGUUCGAGAGCAGACUCGGAAGACAUGGUAUGUCUGCAGGUCCUCUCUUCCUCUACCCUCCUGCUACUAAACCCUAAUCGUCGAUUCAUCCAAAGCCCCUCACCCAUCAAAAACCCUAAUUUGUCUAUCCACAAUAUCCUCCCCACACCCAAAAACCUUCAUUUCAGUCGCAACCCCCUCGUCCCUCUCUCCACACUCUCUACUUUUCUUGCGGUUGAGCUCCAUUACUCCAAAAACGGCUUUCAAAGAUUCGCUUGCUAUGCGUUCAACGACUCCAGCGAUGAAACCAAGGCGGUCUUGGACUCGCACGGCAGCGGCGGCGGAGGCGGCGACGGCGGCGGAGAAGAUGGUGACGAUGACGACGGCCAGGCCGGGAAGAAAACUGGGAUUUUACCAGAAUGGUUAGAUUUUACUUCGGAUGAUGCGAAAACGGUUUUUGCGGCACUUGCGGUCUCCUUGGCGUUUCGGUCGUUCGUGGCGGAGCCGAGAUACAUUCCUUCCUUGUCGAUGUACCCAACGUUUGAUGUUGGCGAUCGACUUGUUGCGGAAAAGGUUACAUAUUAUUUUAGGAAACCAUGUGCAAAUGAUAUAGUGAUUUUUAAAAGCCCACCAGUCCUUCAGGAAGUAGGCUAUACUGAUGAUGAUGUAUUCAUUAAAAGAGUUGUUGCCAAGGAAGGUGAUACAGUGGAGGUUCAUAAAGGGAAGUUAAUAAUAAAUGGCGUUGUGAGGAAUGAAGAUUUCACCCUUGAAUCUCCCUUUUACGAAAUGUCACCAAUUCGUGUCCCGGAGAAAUCGGUCUUCGUGAUGGGUGAUAAUCGUAAUAACAGCUACGAUUCACACGUGUGGGGUCCCCUUCCCAUCAAGAAUAUUAUAGGAAGGUCAGUGUUUCGUUAUUGGCCCCUAAACAGAAUUGGUGGCACGGUUGUUGAGGGUGGCUGUGCUGUUGACAAGCAGGAGAGCAGUCCAGCACCGUCGUAGAAUGUUGGCGAUUGAUCCUAUCUUGGCAAGAUGUAUUAUUCGUGGUUUAUUGAAUUAUUGGUUUUUUUAGUUCCAUAUUUUUUUCCCCAAUGAUCUUGUAUGAGUUAUGACACACGUAUUAUUCAUUGUUAGAGAGAGAGGGAGGGGGUUUGUCAUUCUUAUAGAACAUAAUUCAUCUUGAUAUAAUUGUAGGUAAAAUCUUGUAUUC